Colletotrichum truncatum is the source of this 3129-nucleotide messenger RNA. RefSeq names its product alpha-ketoglutarate dehydrogenase complex subunit. The record is from RefSeq and is a predicted model, not a curated record. NCBI's taxonomy places the organism in Eukaryota, Fungi, Ascomycota, Sordariomycetes, Glomerellales, Glomerellaceae. Gene Ontology annotation, cellular component: mitochondrion; oxoglutarate dehydrogenase complex. Gene Ontology annotation, molecular function: thiamine pyrophosphate binding; oxoglutarate dehydrogenase (succinyl-transferring) activity. Gene Ontology annotation, biological process: tricarboxylic acid cycle.
AUGUUGCGAAGCUCCGUGUGUAGAGCUGGCACUCGGGUGCUCAAUGCCACGAAACAUGCGGCUUCGCCCAACUUUUCGACUGUCGCGUCGCGAACCUCAUCGAGGAAGCUGGCUGCUGCCCGUCGCCCCCUGGCCCUGACCAGCCAACGUCACUAUGCGAGCGCGACCGACUCGGCCCCUAACCCCAACGACAACUUCCUGUCGGGCAACACUGCUAACUACAUCGAUGAGAUGUACAUGCAAUGGAAGCAAGACCCCAAGAGUGUUCACGUCUCAUGGCAGGUCUACUUCAAGAACAUGGAGAAUGGCGACAUGCCUAUCUCCCAGGCCUUCACUCCCCCCCCUUCUCUCGUCCCUGGCGCCACUGGUGGUGUACCAGGACUGGCAGCGAAUCUAGGCGAGGGCUCUGAGAUCACCAACCACUUAAAGGUCCAGCUCCUGGUGCGCGCUUACCAGGCUCGAGGUCACCAUAAGGCCAACAUCGACCCCUUGGGCAUUCGAAACGAGUCCAAGGGUUUCGGCAACAUCAAGCCUAAGGAGCUUGCUCUUGAGCACUAUCAGUUCACCGAGAAGGAUCUUGACGCUGAAUACGAGCUGGGUCCUGGCAUUCUUCCCCGAUUCAAGAAGGAGGGUCGCGAGAAGAUGACACUUCGCGAGAUCAUUGCCGCCUGCGAAAAAAUUUACUGCGGUUCCUACGGUGUCGAGUUCAUCCACAUCCCUGACAGAGAGAAGUGUGACUGGCUGCGUGAACGUAUCGAGGUUCCCCAGCCUUUCAAGUACUCCAUUGACGAGAAGCGCCGCAUUCUCGACCGUCUUAUUUGGAGCUCCAGCUUCGAGUCUUUCCUAGCCACAAAAUACCCUAAUGACAAGCGUUUCGGUCUUGAAGGCUGCGAGACCUUGGUUCCUGGUAUGAAGGCUCUUAUCGACCGCAGCGUUGACUAUGGCGUCAAGGACAUAGUCAUUGGCAUGCCUCAUCGUGGUCGCCUCAACGUUCUCAGCAACGUCGUCAGAAAGCCUAACGAGUCCAUCUUCAGCGAGUUCGCCGGAACUGCCGGUGGUGAAGAUGAGGGAUCUGGUGACGUCAAGUACCAUCUUGGCAUGAACUUCGAGCGUCCUACGCCCUCAGGCAAGCGUGUGCAGCUCUCUUUGGUCGCCAACCCGUCUCAUCUAGAGGCCGAGGACCCUGUUGUGCUUGGAAAGACCCGUGCUAUCCAGCAUUACAACAAUGAUGAGAAGACCCACCGCACUGCCAUGGGUGUUCUCCUCCAUGGCGACGCCGCUUUUGCUGCUCAGGGCGUUGUCUACGAGUGUCUGGGAUUCCACUCUCUGCCAGCCUUCUCCACUGGCGGUACUAUUCACCUGGUCGUCAACAACCAGAUUGGCUUCACCACUGAUCCCCGCUUUGCCCGCUCUACCGCCUACUGUACCGAUAUUGCCAAGGCUAUUGAUGCCCCUGUUUUCCACGUCAACGCGGACGAUGUCGAGGCUGUGAACUUCGUAUGCCAGAUUGCCGCUGACUGGCGUGCUGAGUUCCAGCAGGACGUUAUCAUCGACCUGGUCUGCUACCGCAAGCAUGGCCACAACGAGACGGACCAGCCUUCUUUCACUCAGCCUCUCAUGUACAAGCGCAUCCAGUCCCACGAGUCGCAGAUUUCCAUUUACGUCAACAAGCUCCUAGAGGACGGCAGCUUCACCAAGGAGGACAUUGAUGAGCAUAAGCAAUGGGUCUGGGGCAUGCUUGAGGAGAGCUUUGCCAAGUCAAAGGAUUACCAGCCCACAUCCAAGGAGUGGACUACGUCCGCCUGGAACGGCUUCAAGUCCCCGAAGGAGCUUGCUACUGAGGUUCUCCCCCACCACGAGACCAGCGUUGACGGCAAGACCCUGGAGCAUAUCGGUGAGGUCAUUGGCAGCACCCCUGAGGGCUUCCACGCACACCGCAACCUGAAGCGUAUCCUUUCCAACAGAACCAAGUCUGUUGUUGAGGGCAAGAACAUCGACAUGUCCACCGCUGAAGCCUUGGCAUUCGGUUCGCUUGUCACUGAGGGUCACCAUGUCCGUGUUUCCGGCCAGGAUGUUGAGCGUGGUACUUUCUCGCAACGCCAUGCCGUUUUCCACGACCAGGAGACUGAGGAUACUCACACCCCUCUCCAGCACAUCAGCAAAGACCAGGGCAAGUUUGUUAUCUCUAACUCUUCCCUGAGUGAGUUUGGUGCUCUUGGUUUCGAAUACGGCUACUCCCUGUCUUCCCCUAACGCACUUGUCAUGUGGGAGGCCCAGUUCGGUGACUUCGCCAACAACGCUCAGUGCAUCAUCGAUCAGUUCAUUGCCUCUGGCGAGGCUAAGUGGAUGCAGAGAACUGGUCUUGUUGUCUCGCUUCCCCACGGUUACGACGGCCAAGGUCCCGAGCAUUCUUCCGGUCGCCUGGAGCGUUGGCUCCAGUUGUGCAACGAGGACCCUCGUGUCUUCCCCUCUCCCGAGAAGCUGGAGCGCCAGCACCAGGACUGCAACAUUCAGGUUGCCUACAUGACCAGCCCUGCUAACCUGUUCCACGUCCUUCGUCGACAGAUGCACCGUCAGUUCCGCAAGCCCCUCAUCAUCUUCUUCUCCAAGGCUCUCCUCCGUCACCCUCUUGCUCGUUCCAACAUUGAGGAAUUCACGGGCGACUCUCACUUCAGAUGGAUCAUUCCUGACCCUGAGCACGAGACUGGAGCUAUUAAGCCCAAGGAGGAGAUCGACCGUGUUAUUCUCUGCUCUGGACAGGUUUGGGCCACCCUGUCCAAGUACCGUGCCGACAACAAGAUUGACAAUGUCGCUUUCACCCGUCUCGAGCAACUGAACCCCUUCCCCUGGCAACAGCUGAAGGAGAACCUUGACCAAUACCCCAACGCCAAGACUAUUGUCUGGUGCCAGGAGGAGCCUCUCAACGCUGGUGCCUGGAGCUUCACGCAGCCCCGUCUUGAGACUCUGUUGAACCAGACCGAGCACCAUGACCGCAAGCACGUCAUGUAUGCUGGCCGCGGCCCUAGCGCAUCAGUCGCUGCUGGUAACAAGGGUCUGCACAACAAGGAAGAGCAGGAGUUCUUGGAGAUGGCCUUCACUGUCAAGCAGGACAAGUUGAAGGGCGAGUAA